AUGUCUCAAACUAAUAAUCAUGAUACUAGGGUUACGAAGAUUUUUGUGGGGAAUUUAACAUGGAGAACAACUGCAGAUGAUUUGAGAAGAUACUUUGAACAAUUCGGACAAGUGGUUGAUGCUAAUGUUGUUUCUGAAACUUAUCCUGGCAGAUCAAAAGGCUAUGGUUUUAUUACUUUUAGAGACUAUGUCUCUACAGUUAGAGCUCUUCAAAAUUCUAAACCCAUCAUUGAUGGAAGAACAACCAAUUGCAAUUUGGCUAGUGCUGGUGCAAAACAAAACAUGAAUCACCCUAACCUAAACGGAUCAUUCAAUUAUGUUAUACCGCCGCAUCAAUAUCAGCAAGCUCCUCAACACGUAAUUCCAUAUUGUCCUCCGCACACCUGGAAUCACGUUUGGGGACAAUAUAUUUACAUGUAUAACAACAACCCAUGUUAUUAUUACCCCACACAAAUGAUCCAUAACCGCAGUGAUUUUAUGACCCACCUUGCUUGGCAUCAGACAAACAGACGACCUGUCAUUAUUUCUACGCCUCCAAGAUCAUCGGUUCAAACUGAAAGCAUUAGCGAAACUGAUCAAGAACUCAUCGCGGAUGUUGCACAUCACGACAAUGAAGAGGCGGUUACAAAAUCAGAUAGUGAUGUUGAUCAACAAAAGGCAAAGAAUGUAAAAGGAAAGAACAUUGGACAAGACGGUGACAUCAAGCAAGAUGCAAGGGAUCAAGAAGAAAAGAUCAAUGACCAAGAAGAUAGUAUCAAGCAAGAUGUCGAUGAAGAGCAAAACAAGAUCAGUGGCAUCGAGAAAGUUGUGGAGAAUCAGGAAGUAAAGAUCAUGUGUGAACAAAAACAUGGCACAAAACAAGAUGAAGAUGUAACAAAAGAGUUUGAUUGUGGAAUCGAGGUCACACACCAAGACAAGAGGGUCUUUGAAGAAGUAGAUGAAGAUACACCAUAAGAAAAUGAAGUUGAUCAUGUA
Molecule: messenger RNA, 975 nt
Organism: Arabidopsis thaliana (thale cress)
Lineage: Eukaryota; Viridiplantae; Streptophyta; Magnoliopsida; Brassicales; Brassicaceae
Product: RNA-binding (RRM/RBD/RNP motifs) family protein
Exons: 6
Coding region: 1-954 (317 amino acids)
Molecular function (GO): RNA binding; nucleic acid binding
Source: RefSeq, marked reviewed